Messenger RNA from Colletotrichum phormii, 417 nucleotides. RefSeq lists its product as uncharacterized. Lineage: Eukaryota; Fungi; Ascomycota; Sordariomycetes; Glomerellales; Glomerellaceae. The coding region runs from base 44 to 280 and encodes 78 amino acids. The transcript is spliced from 2 exons. The record is from RefSeq and is a predicted model, not a curated record.
CAACUUCCCCCACACCUUUGCUCCAAUAAACGAAACAGCCAAGAUGAAGACCACCAUCGCAACACUUGUUCUCUUCGUUACCAUGAGUCUAAGCGCCAAGACGACUUCCCUCUGCAAAGACGUGGGCAACAAGGUUAUUGAGGAUAAUGGGGUCUGUUCUACGGCCGGAGGUGCUCCUCUUGGCAAGGGCUCCAAUGCUCUUGUCAAGUCGAGGUUUGACAUUGCCUGUGAUGAUAAAUUGGGUACGGUUCAGGCUACUGGGGAGGCUUGCGAGCCCUAGAUAUGGAGCGGUGGAUUCAUUUGGUCAUUCAAGUCGUUUAGCGGUGCAUUCAAAAAGCGUCAUUCCAGCGAUGUGAUCUUCAAUACUAGUCUUCAUUUGAGGUUUCGAUGUCCACAAACUCAUACUAUCAGUGUUGA